This is a messenger RNA of Metopolophium dirhodum (rose-grain aphid), 3270 nucleotides long. RefSeq names its product ubiquitin carboxyl-terminal hydrolase 3-like. The record is from RefSeq and is a predicted model, not a curated record. Gene Ontology annotation, cellular component: cytoplasm. Gene Ontology annotation, molecular function: cysteine-type deubiquitinase activity; zinc ion binding. Gene Ontology annotation, biological process: protein deubiquitination. Lineage: Eukaryota; Metazoa; Arthropoda; Insecta; Hemiptera; Aphididae. The transcript has 13 exons. The coding region runs from base 577 to 2265 and encodes 562 amino acids.
CCAGCCUGCGGUUCGUCGUCCGCCGUUCCCCGUCCCGUCAAUCGUCAUUAUCCCGACGGAAUACGGAUCCGUGGCUAUAGUGAGAGUAGUGAGACAGACGGCUGUUUCAGUGUGCCCAUUCUCCGUACGGACUCCGUCACUUUCGGUCUGCUCCUCGGUCGCUCGUACGUCGUCCACCAGUCGCAGACGCUCUGCGCAUGCGUAGAGUUUCAGUCAGUUCCGUCGUACAAUCAGACUAUCGGGACAUUCAUACCUUCAGAGUUCAGCUUCAGACCACUGUCGUAGUUGCUUGCCUAUAGUUGUCGCCGUUAUUCAAUUGUACCUACUAUUGUCGACUGCGACGGGGGCGUUUAUUAGUACGUCCCGUCAUUAUCUUCGCUGACACAGAGGCAAUUACCGCCUCACCAUCACCACUACAAUCGAUCGUCGCUAUCAUCGGCCACCCUUACCCGUUACUGGAACAACUACACCACAACAGCGAGUCAUCGACAAAUUGUUCUUGAUUUGUAAAAUUGAUAUUGCUUGUUACUGACGGUUCUCGUCUUCCAAAGACGUCUUCAAUCAUCUCUACAAGUCAUGGAUGAAGAUACAGACUGUCCCCACAUUUCGGAAGCAGCCGAGAAGUUGAAGUUGGAUGUGGAGCAAAUUAGAGCUACACUCAACAAUAGGAGUUGCAAUGUAUGCUUACGAAUAGAUCAGUUGUGGAUGUGUAUGGAGUGUCGACAAAUUCUUUGUGGGCAUAAUGCUGUAGGACACAGUACUGCACAUUACGAGUUCCACAAAACUCAUUGCUUAUUUAUAAAUAUCGAGUCUGCAGCUAUAUUCUGUUUCAAGUGUAAUUCUGAUGUAGAACCAAAAAACCACGAUGAUGAACUGAACCGUCUUCGACAGUUUAUUCUAUAUAACCGUGGACCAAGUGCAAGUAAUAGUAACAAAAAGAAAAGACGGAGAAAAGCACCUAAGGCUGUUAAACCAAAAAAGACUAGUUUUAAACAAGGUCCUAGAGCUAUUGAAAAUGUCUGUAUACCUCCUAAUAAUGAAAAUGACUGUUUUAUGAAUACAGUUACCCAAGCUCUUUGUGAACAAGAACCUCAAGCUGUUGUACCAAAAAUAGCACCUAAAGCUGUUGUACCAAAAACACCACUCAAAGCUAAACCUAAAAAACCUUUUUAUAAAAGAGGUCCUAGAACUACUAAAAAAGUUGGUAUAUCUAAUAGUGGAAACAAUUGUUUUAUGAUUGCGGUUUGGCAAUCAAUUCGUCAUCUUAAGCCAUUUAUAUAUUGCAUGAAAUUGUUCAAACUUGUUGAAAUAUCCAAUAAGAAAAAUAAUGGUAAUCCAGAUCCAAGGUUGCAAGAUUGUAUAGCCCAAGAAAUGUGGAAACUAAUGGUGACGUUAGUUGACUGGCAAAAACCUCCCGGCUAUAAAUUUAGAGAAGCAAUUUCACCAACUGCUCUUCAACAAAUUGUCUGCAAAAUUAAACCUCGAUACAAAGGAUAUCAUCAACAUGAUGCUCAUGAAUUUUUGAUGUUUACAUUGGAUACUUUACAUUCCGAGCUGACAGAUGAAAAAAGUAAAUUGUUGUUAGAGGAAGGAAUAACAACUCAAAACCCUAGUAAAAUUGAUACACUUGUGUCAUUGAUGUUUCGUGGGUUUUUAUUAAGUGAGGUAUACUGUUUAAAGUGCAAUACACCUUACAGAAAAAGAGAUCCAAUUACAGAUAUUUCACUAGACGUUCCAGAUUACAAAAAUGCAGACCUGUCGGUACUUCGACCAGUUGAUCUUUUAACUGAUUGCUUGGAGCGUUAUUUUGAGAUAGAAGAACUAAAUGAAAGAAAUUUUUACUUCUGUGAAAAGUGUGGAAAACCACAAAAGUCCACUAAGAGAUUUUGGAUGAAUGCCGUACCUAAUAUACUUUGUCUCCAUCUUAAACGGUUUAGAUGGGAUAAAACUUGUCGUACUAAAGUACAUACGUUCAUAAAAUUUCCUAUGCAAUCAUUAGAUAUGUCUCCAUAUUUUGAUGAUGAAAUGAAAACUCAAUUUGUUGGUAAAGAUACAAAUAUGUUUGAUUUGAUUGCUGUUGUUGUACAUGAUGGAGAAGGGGGAGGAUCUGGGCAUUACACUUCUUAUGCUGUGGAUUUUAAAGAAGGUCAAUGGUAUGAAUAUAAUGAUGAAAAAGUGCAUGAAGUCGAUGCAUCUUUUGUAGAAAAUGUGCAAGCCUAUCUGUUAUUUUACAUUAAAAGGGACAUGAUCUAUAACUUUUGUUAAUUGGACAACUACUGAAUGAUUAAUUGGACAGCUGUAAUUUGAGUAUCAACAUUUUACUAUAAUAUCCUUUGAUGGUAUAUAAAAGAAUAUCUAUUUAAAAAUAAUUUAAACAGUAUUCUUAAUAUUCUAUGUGUUUUUAUGCUUAAAAUGUCAUCGUUAUAUGAAUAUUUUAUUAUUAUUUUUUUUUCUGAAAAUAAGGUUUUUUUUAUACAAAUAGUGCUUUAAAUUAUAUAUUAGUUGAAUUAUUGGCAUUUAAAUAAUUAUAGUUGAAUUUUAAUAUUAGAAUUCAUAUAUGGAUCAUAUUUUGGUGGCAGGGUUAACUAUUUAAUUGUGAUCUCUGGUUUUAUUGAUCAAUACAAUAUAAAUUGUAAUUAUAUUUAAGUUAAGAAAAUAACAACAGUUUAAUAUUUAAAAUUUUGAUUUUUAAAAAACGAACAGUAACAUAAUUAGACUAUUAAUUUUUAUUUCACAUUUUAAUUCUUUAAAAUUUCAAGACUAAGUAAUAAAAUAACAACUUGAAAAAAAAUUAUAAAUAUUAGGUUUUUGUUUGUUAUUUUACACUGCCAAUUAUUUUUUAAUUAUACAUGUAAAUUAAUUUUUGCUGUGAUCAAUGAAUUUUAUUUGUUGAAAAACAUUCCUAAAGUUUAUUUAAAUGUUUUAACUAUUACUAUAAUCAAUAAGAACUUAAUUAUUGUUUUAACAGUUUAUGUUGUAAGUUAUGGUAAUGGGUAUAAUUCCAUAUUCACUAGAUAUAAGUAUAUUAAAUGGACCGUCGUGUAAUUACUUAUUAAAUUAGAUAAUGAUUUAUUCUUUCAUUAUUUUAGUACAAUUAAUUUAUAAGUUCAUAUAAUUAUAUUUAUUAUAUUGACAGUGACAAAUUUAAGAUAAUUAACUUGGGCAUUUGGAUAAAAUUAUUGAUGAAUAGGUAUUAUUUUCUGUGUUUACACAUCUAUUAUAUUUCUUACUGAAGAUUUCAUUGUUUAAUUAUAUACUCUUCAUUUGCUA